CGCGUUGGCAAAGGGCCACCAUGUCGAUGUCCUACAGCGAGCUCGGGUCGGCCGUCGCGCCGCGCUACGCAAGCACGACGUCGCUCAAGACGACGCCGUCCAAGACGUCGUUCUCACCGCGGAGUGCGCUCUCGGUCGUCAAGGAGGUCGGCGUCGUGUCGCCUCCGGUCUCGUCUGUGGUCAAGCCGGGUCCGACCAAAACGAUCGCGCCCAUGCAUGCGCCAUACUUGAUGACCGAGUCGCAGCAAGAACUCACCGAGAUUCAGCAGUCGGUCGAGCGCCUCAAGAAGCAGCGGCUUCAGGUCGAGCACAUUCGCCACGAGAACGAGCGGCUCGAGAUCGAGCUCAUGCGGGAGCGCGGCGAGAACCGCGUCUUGCGGCAAGAGAUGGACCGGUUCAAGGUGGUCGAAGCCGACUUGGAAAAACAAACGGGGAAGCUCACGUCGCUCGAGGCCAAGUACGACCGGCUCGAGAGUGCGUACCGAGAAAAGCGCAGUGCGCUCGCCGACGCCCAAGAGAAGCGCGUCGCACUAGAGAAGCGCUGGUCCCAGGCGACCGAUAACCUCCAGCGCAUGGUCGAUGAGACCACCAAGACGUACGAGGCCAAGGUGAUUGCGCUCGAGGACGACGUCAUGGACCGCGAGGCCAAGGUGCAGCAGCAACAAGAAGACAUGGACGAGAUGCGUUGCAUGCACGAGAGUGCGCAAAUGAAGCUCGAGAAGAAGAUCGAACGCCUCGAGAACGCCAACAUGGAGCUCGAAAAGAAGUACUUAGCGCAAAUCGACGGACUCGAAGCCGCGACCGCCAAACUUGAAGCGGAAAAAACCGAGCUGGAUCAAAAAGUUGCAUCCCUUGUGGCGACAACGGCGCGUCAGACGGCGAUGAUCCAAGAGUGCGACCGCGUCAUUUGCGAGUCGGAAGAACGCAUGAACGACUUUAUGAAGCGCAAGAACGCGCAGAUCAAGACGCAAACAGACCUCGAAGCCAAGAACCACGCGCUCGAGCAAAAGCUUAAAGUCCUCGAGAUCGAGACCAAGCACGAACUCGAUGCGCUUCACAACACCAACGAGGUGUUGCAGAAGCAGCUCGACGAGAAGGCCAGCCACAUCGCCGAUCUGGAGAGCUCCAUCGCUGAGAACGAGCGACUGGCGACGAGCAACCAGCGCGAAAUGGUUGUGCGGGAGCGCCACCGCUUCCACUUGGACGAGGCCAACAAGGAGCUGCGCAAGCGCGAAAAAGUGCUGCAGAGCACGAUCGAGGGCUUGGAGGCCAACUUGCGCGACGUUGUGGACGACCGCAAAGGGCUCAUUGAACGCAUCUCGGCGCUUCAAGACCAACUCGAGCUCGAGCGGCAGGACCGCGCGCGCUGGGCGUCGACGCGACUUCGGCUCCUCGCGCAGUUUUGCGAUGAAGAAAACAAGCUCAGCGAGUCGCUUGGCUCGCACCACACGACCAUUCUCUCCGACUUGAGCGACUGAGCCGCAACUUGAGACACACGCAGCUUGCUAAUCGACAUAAUGACGGGCGGCAAUCCCGA
Molecule: messenger RNA, 1537 nt
Organism: Saprolegnia parasitica CBS 223.65
Lineage: Eukaryota; Oomycota; Saprolegniomycetes; Saprolegniales; Saprolegniaceae
Exons: 11
Coding region: 21-1478 (485 amino acids)
Source: RefSeq, a predicted model, not a curated record